Peniophora sp. CBMAI 1063 is the source of this 2298-nucleotide messenger RNA. The record is from the annotation of a GenBank genome assembly. Lineage: Eukaryota; Fungi; Basidiomycota; Agaricomycetes; Russulales; Peniophoraceae.
AUGUCAACAUCGUCUCUCUCUGGCUGGUCCCUCGCAGAUUCAAACACCGAUGCUUCAUCUGACUUUUCGGACGUCUCAUACGAGGAAGACGAGUUGGUAGAAGACUUCGAAGACUUAGUGGGCGACGACAAGUGCCCUUCGUUCGAUCAGCAUGCACCUCACGCUGCCCGUCACGCUGAGCCACGUAUUCGUGACAAAUUAUCACUUGGCCUGCCACGCUCUUCGUUACCUUCCCCACGCAAGCACGUCCCUGCUCGCUCAGAACCUUCGGAGGCACGGAGACAGGCUCGCAAGGCGGAGGAACUUGAAGCAGUUGCCGAGGAGCUUCAGCGAAGAGAGUACCGCAUCCGGUUAGAGCGCUUGAAGAAGGAGGAACAUGUUCGGGCUUUGACGUGCGAGCGGGUCCGCAGGUUUCGUCAACAGAAGAAGGCUACUAAGGAAAACUGCCGUCCCAAAGCUUCCAUGCUCGAUGAUCUCGGCCGCACCCAGGAGCCGCAGCUUGGUCCGGCGACUGCCCAAGUCUCCCGCCCAUACCGACAUUUCAAAAUCGAUGCAAGUGCGGAUCUCAGCAAACGCGGUCGUAAGCGUACUCGUGCGGAUAGCGAUGCGAGGAAGAUCAACUGCACAAAUCAACUUCUCUUCGAGCAAAUUUGUAGCGCGGCUCGCGAUUGUGGCCCUUGGAUGCGCCCGGCGGAGAUCGUGAAGUGCUUACAGCGUCGCAACCCACGCGAUUUUGCGGCGUUGACCCCUCAAGUGCUCGGGCGGUAUAUUGAACGACCACUUGAUUCUUUCCCCCACUGGCGUCCGGAGGUUCUGCGUCGCGUUGAGGCUCGCGGUGGUAUGCGGCCAGGAGUUCAAUCCCACCAUUGCGGUGUUCUUUCCACUCACCCGGAAGUCGUCGACGAAAUACUCCAACAGCUCAUAGCCAUUCGUGAGGCUGGUAUCAUGAUCACAGUCGACAAUGCUCGCGGCAUCAUACUAGGCAUCAUACAACACCGCGCUCCUCAGCUGCUCGAGCAGGUUCUCAGCGACGGCAGUCGCUUCGUCUGCUCGGACGCCUACGUUCGGCGCUUCUUGUACCAGCAUCUUCGUUGGGUUCCACGCAAGAGCACGCGCGCGCAGAAGACUCCUGAGAAUGCCGACAACAUUCUCUGGGAGCUCUUUAUUCGUCUUGUCGUGUCUCUCCGUGAUGCCGGGAUUCGUCAUGGUGGACUCUACGUCAACUUCGACCAGACACAAGUUGUUAUCGCCGAUCCUUCCACUCGUACAUUUGCCCGCGAGGGUAACCGUCAAGUCAGUACUGUCAAUAAGGAGGAGAAGCGCGCCUGGACAGCCGUUGUCGGUGUUGCAUCGGAUGGGUCGGUCUCGCCGACACAGGUCAUUAUGAAAGGCUCUUCGCCGCGUUCUCUCCCCUCCCAAAAUGCACCACACCGCGACGAUGCGCUCGCUAUCGGCCUACGCUUCGACCUCAAUCCCACCAACUACUGGUCAAGUGCACCCUUGAUGGAGGUUUACUUUGAACACGUCAUCGUCCCAUUCUUCGAGGGAAACAAGGCUGCCCAUGGUCUCGGGAGUUCAGGACUCUUGUUCGCCGUCGUUGGCCUUGGAUUCGGCUACGCUAUGUCCCAGCUGGCGAUACGGCAGGGUCAGCAGCAACACAUCAUCAGCGAGACCCUGCAGCACCUUCGCUCUGGUGCUGUUGCGACGGCUAUUCGUUUAGACAAUCGCAUUGGUACCCUUCGCGACCGCGCUGUAUCUUGGUUCACCGAUGCCUGGCACAGCAUCAAUCAACCGUCACUCGUCAAGAAUGCCUUCGAGAAGUGUGCUGUGCGCGGUGGCUUCAAUCUAUCGUUUGAGUCUCUGACAAGCCCGGCGGCUCUCAAAGCCGUACGUGACCUCCCGCGCUCGGAUCCAGCGCUAUGGGCAAAGAUCUCGGCGGACUAUGCUCGGAGCACUGGCGAGGACUCCGACGAUGAGUUGUCUGGCAUGCCCGACCUCGUCGAAGAGUCUGAGCUGUCCGAUGCCUCGGUAUCGGAUGGCGAGAACGAGUCAACGGUUGUAUAUGACGAUCAAGUUGACUUGGGCGACGACUCGGGCAUGGAGCCUGCUGACCUCAUGGCGCACAUCUUCGCACCGCGCGAGCAGUCCGACACUACGCCCGCGGUCGGUCAAGGUCUCGCAGACGGUUUGGUGUCUGAUUCGGAGCACCCAGUUGUGCAGAGUGACGAGGAGCAGAUGGGCCGUGGUAAGCGCCGCAAGGUCGCCAACAAGCAGUACAAGGACUACGGCAUGCAUUAG